Molecule: messenger RNA, 916 nt
Organism: Crotalus tigris (Tiger rattlesnake)
Lineage: Eukaryota; Metazoa; Chordata; Lepidosauria; Squamata; Viperidae
Product: proline-rich extensin-like protein EPR1
Exons: 3
Coding region: 131-916 (261 amino acids)
Source: RefSeq, a predicted model, not a curated record
AAGAGAGCCAGCCAGUCACAAGGGAUCUUUCCAACUAUUAUAAAACCAUCUUGUCAUUGUUCCUUGCUUUCUUUAACUACUGAAGAAUUAGAAGAGGAGGAUCACUCGGUCUAAUCCAAGGUCUCAAGAAAUGUAUACUACAGAAUGUGGUGGUGGAGAAGAUUCAUACAAUAAUUAUACGAGAUCUGUAAGUUGUGAACCAUCUAGCUACUCAGUGAGAUGGAGUUCGGAAAUGGGAUAUUGUGAUGCACCUCCACUGUCAUGCUGUCCUCCUGUGCAGAGAUAUUGUCCUCCAAGACAAAAAUACUGUCCCCCUAUCCAACAGUGUUGUUCUCCAGUACAAAAGUACUGUCCUCCUGUCAAAUCCUGUUGUCCUCCUGGACAGAAGCGUCUUCCACCUGCCCAAUGGUGUCCUCCAGUGCAGAAGUGCCGUCCACCUGUAUGUUGUCGUCCUCCAGUACAGAAGUACUGUCGGCCCGUCCAGCGGUGCUGUCCACCUCAGCAAAAAUAUUGUCCACCAGCCAAACCAUGCUAUCCACCUCAGCAAAAAUAUUGUCCACCAGCUCAGUCCUACUGUCCACCAGCCCAACCGUGCUAUCCACCUCAACAAAAAUAUUGUCCACCAGCCCAGUCCUACUGUCCACCAGCCCAACCGUGCUAUCCACCUCAACAAAAAUAUUGUCCACCAGCCCAGUCCUACUGUCCACCAGCCCAACCGUGCUAUCCACCUCAACAAAAAUAUUGUCCACCAGCCCAGUCCUACUGUCCACCAGUUGAAAGUCAGAGAUGGAACAACAAGCAAACUAGUGCGUGUACCAAAUACGAAGUUAAGUGCCCAGUGCCCUACAAUAUUUUAAAGGGAUUAAAAAUUACAUGUUUUAUUCAAGUUCAGCUGAAGGUUUAUGUGAAUGUGUGA